AUGACUUCCCUUUCGUGGAAGGUCGAUAAGCCGAGCGAUGAUCCCGACGACCUCCCGGCUUGCUCCUCGUGCCGUAAGCGAAAGCUUCGCUGCUCCAGAGAGGCUCCUGUCUGCUAUCACUGCAGCAGAACAGGUUCCGAAUGUGUGUACGACACGAGACAGAAGCCUGGUCUCAGGCCUGGCGCAGUCGAAGCGCUGAACCGUCGUAUUGCUGUCUUAGAACAAAUCCUCCUGGACAGCGAAGGUGUUCCACGUGUAACAAUCACUGCAGAUGGAAGAGUCGUAGGAAGAAAUCGUCUACCCGUGCCGGACUCCGAGCUCGAUCUCCUGGGGGAAAAAGAAGUGGUCCGACAAUGGGACGGCUCACGACAAGUCGGGUUGUCUAAACUUCAAAACGACGAUGUUGCGACCGACGCUUUAGGACCUACUCUAUCGAAACAUCAUGAAAACAGCAAGCGAAAAGCUGACCAGCUAGACGGUUCUCCGUCACAAUUCUCCUCUCAAGAGACCAACAAUCUCAUGCAAGGACUACCGCCGCGUGCGGUCCUUGUGAAAAUAGUCGACUAUUUCUGCCUUUCAUUUCAUCACUGGAUCCCUUUUCUUCAUAAAGCCCGCAGUCAGGCUGAGGUUCGAAGACGGGAGUUGACGGCCGACUUCGUUCUCGUUCUCCAUGCACUGGUGGCGGUGGUAUUGCCACAUUUGGACGUUGAAGAUGUUCAAAUGGAGGUUGGGGCGGUGAGGCACCAAAUGAAAACCUCCAGAGAUCUCGUCAUGCAGCACGCAAUGGACAACAUGUCUCUGCAGGGCCUCCAAGCUCUCGUAAUACUGGUAUUCGAUGACCUCAAUAAUGGAGAAUCAACGAGGUCGUUUCCGCUGAUCGCGCUAUUGACCAGAACGGUUGACUUUCUGCAAUUAACUGUCGAGCCCGGGACACCGCGAUCCAGAGUCUUAAUGAAACCUCUGAAUCUAUUGGCGCCCGCGCAAGAUUGGACCGAGCUCGAAUCUCGAAGGAGACUAUUUUGGUGCAUCUUCCUUCUAGACAGAUACAAUUCGGCCCAUACUGGCUGGAACACGAGUUUGACUUCGGAAGACGUCCACCGUCGCUUACCCGCCGACGGGGCUUUUUUCACCCAGGAGAAAUCUGUCCUCUGCCCAUUCUUUGGACUGUGGAACAAAACCUUUGCGAAACUCAGUGUGUCUCUCGCGGCCCAUGUCCCUGCUCAGUACAACGAGGAUGAUACACCCUCAGAUAUCAUCCCGGAAGCUAGUCCACCCACUAGUGCGAGCACGAUUGCAGUUGAUUCGUCGAAUCUGGGAGCCUUUGCCUAUUGCAUCGAGGCAACAGAGUCGUUGAACCAGGUUACGACAUUCUUCUUGCAACAACGAAUCGACUGGCAGAACAGGCAAGACGUGCUUGAUUGGCUCACACGCUUCAAAGAGCUCGAUCUCCGAUUGGUACAUUGGAAAAUGUUCCUGCCACCGCGGUGGAAAGACUCGAAUAUCUCGACCGACAAAUCCUUGGUCAAUAUGGAUCCCAAUCUGACCUUGGCUCACAUGACGCACAACACGUCCAUGAUUCUCUUGCACUAUCCCGUUGCAUUUCCCCCCAUCGAAUGGACAAACCUGGUGCAACUUCCUAGCGCCUGCAGCGCCGAAACGUGCCAACUCGCAGCGGUAGAGACAGCUCACAUUGCUGAAAAGUUCUUGCGACACACGCCAAUACCUUUUGUAAAUCCACAGUUUUCGUUUUGCGUGUUCGUGGCGGCAAAGGCCCUCCUGGCAUUAUCCCGCGCCACUCAGGGCCAAGUGAUCGCGGAAUUCAGUAACUUAGUCGAAUCACUCUGGACCAUAUCAGCCCGAUGGAAUCGCCGUCCCAACGAGGAGAAUUAUCGGGAAACGUGCACGAAUCAAACAAGAUGGGAUAUUUCAGGACGGUACGCCCAAUUUCUCGAAAAGCUUCAUGAAAAAUGCCAGGGGAGUCCAGAAUUCCAGUUUGAUUUCCUGGACCAUUCAUGUAAGAAUCUGGCACAUUCACCACGGACUCCGGUGAACAUCUCGACCUCGGUCAUGGCCAAUGAGGCUUGUGCGGCGACGUCGAACACCAGUCGGACGGCAAGACAGCACAGCCAAGCAAAGUUGGGGAGAAGCUCUACUCUUGGGCGUGCAAAGCGGCAAAGAAGAGCGGCAGAAAGACAAGCCAGCGAUGAUCCGACCAACAACAUCAGCAUCAACAUCCAAGACCGUAGUCGGCAGAAGUCGGCCUCCGAUGUAGAUUAUCAAGCCACCAGCUCACAGCCCUACAACUCAUCUCAGCAAGUGGCACCGGCAACAUCACACCCCCAUUCGUCGACAACCGUACAUGGGGACUUUUCCCUCCACCAUUUUUCUCCAGAAGGUACUUUGAUGUCGAUGAACAAUCCUCCCGUGCCGUUUCCCGAACGACCAAGUCAGACUUACGACCAAGCAGGGAUGCAGGAUGCUUUGUCGAUUCUGUCGGAUACUCUCAUGGAUCCGCAAUACACGGAGUUGGAUCGGGUCAUCACGUUUGAAGAGGCCAACUUUUAUGUGUCAGACAUCGGGCCCGGAUGGAUUUCAUGA
Rhinocladiella mackenziei CBS 650.93 is the source of this 2598-nucleotide messenger RNA. RefSeq lists its product as uncharacterized. The transcript has 7 exons. Bases 1 to 2598 code for a protein of 865 amino acids. The record is from RefSeq and is a predicted model, not a curated record. NCBI's taxonomy places the organism in Eukaryota, Fungi, Ascomycota, Eurotiomycetes, Chaetothyriales, Herpotrichiellaceae. Gene Ontology annotation, biological process: regulation of DNA-templated transcription; DNA-templated transcription. Gene Ontology annotation, molecular function: zinc ion binding; DNA binding; DNA-binding transcription factor activity, RNA polymerase II-specific. Gene Ontology annotation, cellular component: nucleus.